Molecule: messenger RNA, 484 nt
Organism: Ectocarpus sp. CCAP 1310/34
Lineage: Eukaryota; Phaeophyceae; Ectocarpales; Ectocarpaceae
Source: the annotation of a GenBank genome assembly
AUGUGCUUCGGCUAUCAUGAAGUACCGGAAUUUUCCAACCUGCUAUGGAGAAUUUGUCAUGUCUUUUAAAGGUUCACCGGAUGUAGAGAUAUGGCUGUGGGUUCUCGUUCGACCCAGACCUGGGCGCUGAAAUCCUGAUGUGCUUUGUCACAUCAAAUGUAUCUGUAGACUGAGGAUGUGCUGCUCAAAUACCGCGUUUUUGAUGUUCCCUCGUGCGACGGUUGGGGUAUCGAAGCAAACCGUGGUCUACGUGAAGUGUACAAGCGGUGCCACAGGUCUUGACGUAGUUAUCUGUGGCGGCGAAACUGGGGAAAUGGACUAAAACGUUUCCCAGAAGAAAGGAAAGCGUUCAUUUUGGAUACUUCUUUGCCCAUGUUGUGCCGCCUGGACGAUUCCAUGGGGCUCUGUACAAGAUUGGUCGAUGAAUGUCUGCGUGUCCGCCGACGCACAGCAUAAGCUUGUGUGACUAACUACCGAAACAUGA